UCAAAAUUACUCUGAGAAAAAAAAACACGCUCCAACCCGUAGUUAUGCAAACUAUUCCACGGUAGUGAUUCGGUUCCGUUUUGCUGUGUUUCGGGCGGCCAUGCAAUCGAGGAUGGUGCUGUGGUGCACGGUCCGCAAACUUUGCGUGCCGGGUGGUAUCGUAUCGGCUGGACUGUUCCCAUUUAUCGAAAACAAUCAUGAUCAGAUUAAAAUCGACACCAAAACCGUACAGAGCAUGUACGAGGAGGCGCCCGGUGAUAAACAAACCGGCAUGGAGCGGAUACAAAUGAUGUUUUCGAUUGAUGAAUUCGGACGUGUUUCGAGCGAACUAAACUCCAUCUAUCAGGCCGGCUUUCUUGGCUUUCUGUUCGGCGCUUGCUACGGUGGGUUCGUUAAUUCACGCGUCGCGUACAUGAACUUUCUCGAGCGUAACCAGGCAACGGCGUUUCAGUCGAGCUUCGAGGCGAAGAAAAAACUGCAGGACCAGGUGACGCUUAACUUUGCCAAGGGUGCAUUUCGAUGGGGUUGGCGUUUGGCGCUCUUUACCACCAGCUACGUUGGCAUUCAGACGAUGGUUUCGGUGUACCGUGGAAAGUCCUCGCUGUACGAGUACAUGGCUGCCGGGAGCAUCACCGGUGCAAUGUACAAAUUUAGCAUGGGCCUUCGCGGGAUGGCUUCCGGUGGGCUGGUAGGGCUGGUGCUCGGUGGGCUAGCCGGUGGCCUAUCGCUGGGCAUAAUGCGUGCGACCGGUACCACGAUGGAGGAGGUACGAUUCUGGCAGUACAAAUGGCACACGAACCGUGAACAGGUCAUACGCGAAUCGAUUAAAACGCAAGCCGAUGUGGAGGAGGAACCGCUGCUGAAGCAUCACCACAGCAAGUUUGGCACCGCCAACAUCGAUCUCGAGGCGAUCGAAGCGGAAAAGCGAAAAAUUCAGCUAGCGGUCGAGCGGGAAACGCUCAUGAAGAAGCUGGAACAGGAAGAACAGGCGGAAGCGAAGGCGGAAGUGAAGGCGGAAGUGAAGGCGAAAUAGAAGGGGGGAAAAUAGUAAAAAGCUACCAGCGUACGUGUUUUCUUUCUUCAUGUAAUGUAAAGAAAAACACCACUUGUUUUUUGGGAUGAGAGGAGAUAGUACAGAAGAAAUAUCAGAAGUAGAAGUUUAUUUUCAAACGGAAAGAAGAUACACGCACUCACGCAACAACAAAACAAAAAGAUAUUACCUUCUCGUCUCCAAAUAAGGGCGCAAACGACAGUGGUGCCAGGGAAGGAUGACGUGUUGUGUGAUGUGUUUGUGUAAGGCGAAACAACAGAAGGUACGCCGGCCUACAAAGAAAAGCUCCCUUUUUCCCGGAGGGGGGAAAGAUGUUUCCUUCCUUACAGCAGCUAACUUAUUGUCUUCAUGUCGGGCAAGGAUUUGGAUUUCAUUAGCUUCUUUUUGGCUUGCUGCUGCUCGUGCUUAAGGCGUAGCUGAAGCAAAACGGCCGCACCGCACCCAUCUGUGGUUGGGGGAAGGAGAAGGGUGAAGGUUUUUGGAAGGGAAAGGAAAAAGAAAAUGGAAAACGGGAUCAUUCAAACGAGGCAAACGCUAUAGCAACGGAAAGAAAGUAGUAGUAUGUCAUGGUUUUUUUCUUUACUGCAUCCCCGGCGCAUCGAUCGAACGGUAACCACUGGCGGACAACGGUGUUAAGGUCACGCACACACACACACACACAACACGGGGUUGGGUUGAGACAAUAAACUCAACGGUUACUUUUCGGUUUUAUUAACGUACAACAUAAUAAAAUUAUUUAAAAAAAAAUCUAUCUACAUAUAGGUAAAGAUGUGUGUGUGUGUGUCUGUGUGUGUUUGGAUGUAUGGAUGUGUGGAUGUGUUUUUGUAACUCUCUAUUGCGGUUGAAACAUUUUAAAACGCAAAUCCAGAUGAACGGAUGUACGCACAAUGAAAGGGAUACAGCACAACACACACACACACACACACCUACACUACACUACUACCGAAAUUAAAAUGAAACGAAAAUUUAACAUAAAAACAAAAGCCGCGCUUUGCUUUACUUCUUUUCUUCUAACGACGACGAGCCUAACGAUGAUGAAAAGGUGGGUUAAGUUGGGGCGAAGGGGUGGAGGGGAACGAGAAUGAAAUGGGUUGAGAAGCGCAUCCAAGGCGUAUGAAGGGAUGAAUGAAUGAGCCCCGUAUGUAGGAGAAGCACCACGAAGAUCUGUUGUGUUCAGGGGGUUCAAACUAAAAUUGAUAUUGCUUCGUAUUCUCCAUUUGAGCAUGUGUGUAUGUAGAUGAUGGGUGUAUGUUGAGUAGUGAUGGGUGGGUCGACCCGAACCUACCAGGUCGGAGCCAUCAGCAAGCGACCCGGAAUCGUGCGGGCAGUUUUCCAUGUUCCAAUGAGUUCGGGUCGACCCGUGGGUGCAGCGAGUUCGGUCUAAUCCAUGGAUCGUCCCGGAAUCGCUACGAGUCGACCCGAAUCCGUUGCACUCACGAUGAUCCGUGAAAAGAGUCGUAUGACUCAUGUAUAGUGAGAAGGAAAAUUGUUAUAAAGCCUUCCAAAAGAAAUGCAUUCUGACAAAGUGAAAAGCUGUCCGAUCAGCUCACGCGCUCCACCGACGACUACACGCCUUUUCCCCAUUAAAAAGGAAACUUGUGUCAGAAUGAAUCCUGCUGGAAAAGCUGUGUCGUGUUAAUGCGGUAUCCGAUCACACGGACCGGGACAGCUCUUAUCACUCCCCGCCCGUAAUUCCUUUACCAUACUGGGUAAAAUGUUCCAAUGACUCACCCUGAGGACUCGCCGAAAAAAAAUGAGUGUCUGAACGUUGGUCGAUGGUUCGAUUUGCUUUACCCUGCUUCCGAAUUGAUUCGUUACGCUUGCCGAUAUUAAUUCUACCACGCAGCCUAAUGCUGGCCGGCCGGUACUGUACACCAUUCAUUCAGCAUUAUUAAAAAAUCUCUCAGUCACACCACUAUAUCACACGAUAUCUCUCUCUCUCUCUCUCUGUUUUAACGACCGGGUUUUGUUAGCUCGUCUCACGUCACCCUACCUACCCACUAUCACGCAAUUCGUACUUGCUUUCCAUUAGAGUCCAUAGGUGCCCUUACUACAUAUUACUGACAACCACAUAUACACAUCAUUAAACAUUAUCAAACAAGGCAAAAAUUAAAACAAAAAAGGGGAAAGGAACAGGAGCUAGCAAAAAAAAACAAAAAAAAAA
Molecule: messenger RNA, 3215 nt
Organism: Anopheles stephensi (Asian malaria mosquito)
Lineage: Eukaryota; Metazoa; Arthropoda; Insecta; Diptera; Culicidae
Gene: 140up
Product: RPII140-upstream gene protein
Exons: 3
Coding region: 101-1033 (310 amino acids)
Cellular component (GO): mitochondrion
Source: RefSeq, a predicted model, not a curated record